Messenger RNA from Ambispora gerdemannii, 1189 nucleotides. NCBI's taxonomy places the organism in Eukaryota, Fungi, Glomeromycota, Glomeromycetes, Archaeosporales, Ambisporaceae. The record is from the annotation of a GenBank genome assembly.
AUGGCAUCUACUCUACCAAAUUUAUGUUUUGCUGAAAUUUUCAAAUACUUUGAUGAAGAUGAAAAAAUUCCACAACUUUUUUCAUGUUUUCUCGUUAACCGUCACUGGUGCCGAAACACAGUUUCUUUCUUGUGGGAAGACCCAUUUUACAAGAGAAAAUCACUCACUCUCUUUCAAACACUGUUGACUUGUCUUGAUAAGGAAGACAAACAAAAGUAUUUGCCAAAUUUGGCGAAAUAUACACCAGCAUUUUAUUAUUAUGAAUUCAUCAAAUCCGUGAAUAUUUGCUUGCUUUUUGAGUCGGCAAACGGGUUGGCAAUCAACCAAGUGAAUUUGGUAAAGAUUCUGUUUAGAAAACUAAUCAGCUCUGAUAAAUUUCUUUAUCGACUUGAUCUCAAUUACACGCUGGCCGGGUACGAGUGGCUUGACUACGAGAACGGGUACCAAUUGUUCUCUAACGAUGAUUGGAAUCCUUUUAAUUUGCCAGGGGCUUGUCAAUCGUUAUCUCAGGUUCGAUGUUUGACUCUUGACGAAAAUAGUUUGGAGAUAAUGCUUCCGGAGGCUCCACGUUACUGUCCUUACUUACAAGAACUUUGCAUUGUUGUGUAUCCACAAAUCGAAGAAGGUUUGCAAGAUGAGGAGCAACAGAAACCUUAUCUCAGUAUUCUUACUAAAAUGCUACCAUACAUUUAUCUUUGGAGUAAUUUACAAUAUCUCCGAAUAGAAGAUGGUUUCCUUAAACAUAAAUCCUGUCAUUUCAUAGAAGCAGACGAUUUUAUAUUUAAUCUGGGAAUCUCUUUACCCGCCAAUCACUUUCGGCAUAUCUAUUGCAAUCUCAAUUUGGAAUUUGGGUCAAUGGCUUUACAAUACUUUCUCGAAUUGACCAGAGCGAAAUGCGAAAAACUUUCACUGCCAAACUGUUGCAUUUUCGACACACAUCUUAAAGUCAUUACACAAUACGCUCAAGAUAUCGGACUAAAAAAACUUGAUAUCACGAACGCGUCCAUUUCUGACGAUCAGGUUCUCAAGGACGCGAGAAAUGUCAUACUAGAAAUUGAAUAUUCAAAUGAUUUUAGUAGUUACGAGUCUGAUGAUUUUUAUUUUUUUGACGAUGAUGACCGUUAUUAUUCUGAUAGCGAACAUAGCUCGUAUAAUGAUGACAUUUUUGUAUAUGAACCUGAUUAUUAUU